This is a messenger RNA of Neogale vison (American mink), 3701 nucleotides long. It is a transcript of the gene MYO1F, whose product is annotated as myosin IF. Bases 29 to 3322 code for a protein of 1097 amino acids. Lineage: Eukaryota; Metazoa; Chordata; Mammalia; Carnivora; Mustelidae. Gene Ontology annotation, biological process: actin filament organization; vesicle transport along actin filament. The transcript has 28 exons. Gene Ontology annotation, cellular component: myosin complex; microvillus; plasma membrane. The record is from RefSeq and is a predicted model, not a curated record. Gene Ontology annotation, molecular function: microfilament motor activity; actin filament binding; ATP binding.
CAGAGGCCUGACAGGACACCCCCCCACCAUGGGCAGCAAGGAGCGCUUCCACUGGCAGAGCCACAACGUGAAGCAGAGCGGCGUGGACGACAUGGUGCUGCUGCCCCAGAUCACGGAGGAUGCCAUCGUGGGCAACCUGCGCAAACGCUUCAUGGAUGACUACAUCUUUACCUACAUUGGCUCCGUGCUCAUCUCCGUAAACCCCUUCAAGCAGAUGCCUUACUUCACUGACCGCGAGAUCGACCUCUACCAGGGCGCAGCUCAGUACGAGAAUCCCCCGCACAUCUACGCCCUCACGGACAACAUGUAUCGCAACAUGCUCAUCGACUGUGAGAACCAGUGUGUUAUCAUCAGUGGAGAGAGUGGAGCUGGGAAGACCGUGGCAGCCAAAUACAUCAUGGGCUACAUCUCCAAGGUAUCUGGCGGGGGCGAGAAGGUCCAGCAUGUGAAGGAUAUCAUCCUGCAAUCCAACCCACUGCUGGAGGCCUUCGGCAACGCCAAGACCGUGCGCAACAACAAUUCCAGCCGCUUUGGCAAGUACUUUGAGAUCCAGUUCAGUCGUGGCGGGGAGCCGGACGGGGGCAAGAUCUCCAACUUCCUGCUAGAGAAAUCCCGUGUGGUCAUGCAGAACGAAAACGAGAGGAACUUCCACAUCUACUAUCAGCUGCUGGAAGGAGCCUCCCAGGAGCAGCGACAAAACCUGGGCCUCAUGACCCCCGACUACUAUUACUACCUCCAAUCGGACACUUACAAGGUGGAUGGCACCGAUGACCGGAGCGACUUCAAUGAGACUUUGAAUGCCAUGCAGGUCAUCGGGAUCCCGCCCAACGUCCAGCAGCUGGUCCUGCAGCUGGUGGCGGGAAUCUUGCACUUGGGAAACAUCAGCUUCUGUGAGGAUGGGAAUUACGCCCGGGUAGAGAGUGCGGACCUGCUGGCCUUUCCCGCCUACUUGCUGGGCAUCGACAGCGGGCGGCUGCAGGAGAAGCUCACCAGCCGUAAGAUGGACAGCCGCUGGGGUGGACGCAGCGAGUCCAUUGACGUGACCCUCAAUGUGGAGCAGGCAGCCUAUACCCGCGACGCCCUGGCCAAGGGGCUCUAUGCCCGUCUCUUUGACUUUCUUGUGGAGGCCAUCAACCGCGCUAUGCAGAAGCCCCAGGAGGAGUACAGUAUCGGUGUGCUCGACAUCUAUGGCUUUGAGAUCUUCCAGAAAAACGGCUUUGAGCAGUUCUGCAUCAACUUUGUCAAUGAGAAGCUGCAACAAAUCUUUAUCGAACUCACCCUGAAAGCUGAGCAGGAGGAGUACGUCCAAGAGGGCAUCCGCUGGACCCCCAUCCAGUACUUCAACAACAAAGUGGUCUGCGACCUCAUUGAAAACAAGCUGAGCCCCCCGGGCAUCAUGAGCGUCCUGGACGACGUGUGCGCCACCAUGCAUGCCACCGGCGGCGGCGCCGACCAGACCCUGCUGCAGAAGCUGCAGGCGGCCGUGGGCACCCACGAGCACUUCAACAGCUGGAGCUCGGGCUUCGUCAUCCACCACUACGCCGGCAAGGUCUCCUAUGAUGUUAACGGUUUCUGUGAGCGGAACCGAGACGUUCUCUUCUCUGACCUCAUAGAGCUGAUGCAGACCAGUGAGCAGGCCUUCCUCCGGAUGCUCUUUCCUGAGAAGCUGGAUGUGGACAAGAAGGGCCGCCCCAGCACGGCUGGCUCCAAGAUCAAGAAACAAGCCAAUGACCUGGUGGGCACGCUGAAGAGAUGCACCCCCCACUACAUCCGCUGCAUCAAGCCCAACGAGACCAAGAAGCCCCGUGACUGGGAGGAGAGCAGGGUCAAGCACCAGGUGGAGUACCUAGGCCUAAAGGAGAACAUCAGGGUGCGCCGGGCUGGCUUCGCCUACCGCCGCCAGUUCUCCAAGUUCCUGCAGAGGUACGCCAUCCUGACCCCUGAGACGUGGCCCCAGUGGCGUGGGGAUGAACGUCAGGGGGUCCAGCACCUGCUCCGGGCGGUCAACAUGGAGCCGGACCAGUACCAGAUGGGGAGCACCAAGGUCUUUGUCAAGAACCCCGAGUCGCUCUUCCUUCUGGAGGAGAUGCGAGAGCGCAAAUUCGAUGGCUUUGCCCGCACCAUCCAGAAGGCCUGGAGGCGCCAUGUGGCAGUCCGGAAGUACGAGGAGAUGCGGGAGGAAGCUUCCAACAUCCUGCUGAACAAGAAGGAGCGGAGACGGAACAGCAUUAAUCGGAACUUCGUCGGGGACUACCUGGGGCUUGAGGAGCGGCCGGAGCUGCGUCAGUUCCUGGGCAAGAGGGAACGCGUGGACUUCGCUGACUCGGUCACCAAGUAUGACCGCCGCUUCAAGCCCAUCAAAAGGGACUUGAUCCUGACGCCCAAGUGUGUGUAUAUAAUCGGACGGGAGAAGGUGAAGAAGGGACCAGAGAAGGGCCAGGUGCGUGAGGUCCUGAAGAAGAAGCUGGAGAUCCAGGCCCUCCGGGGAGUUUCCCUCAGCACGAGGCAGGACGACUUCUUCAUCCUCCAAGACGACGCCGCCGACAGCUUCCUGGAGACCGUCUUCAAGACCGAGUUCGUCAGCCUCCUGAGCAAGCGCUACGAGGAGGCGGCGCGGAGGGCGCUGCCCCUCACCUUCAGCGACACACUACAGUUCCGAGUGAAGAAGGAGGGCUGGGGCGGAGGUGGCACCCGCAGUGUCACUUUCUCCCGUGGCUCCGGCGACGUGGCGAUACUCAAGGCUAGCGGCCGGACCCUCACAGUCAGCGUGGGCGACGGGUUGCCCAAAAGCUCCAAGCCUACACGGAAGGGAAUGGCCCAAGGAAGACCUAGAAGGUCAGCGCAGGCCCCUACCCGGGCAGCACCGGGGCCUCCCAGAGGCCUGGGCCACAAUGGGGUGCCUCCUUCUGCCAGAAGUAGGCCCCUGCCCCUGGAGAUCACAUCUGGAAGGGGCUCCCAGCAGCCCUUCCGGGGCCCUCCAUCCUCAGCCCUGAGGGCCAGUAGACGCCCCCGGGCACGGCCCCCCUCGGAACACAACACAGAAUUCCUUAAUGUGCCUGACCAGGGUGUGGCAGGCAUGCAGAGAAAGCGCAGCGUGGGGCAGCGACCUGAGCCGGGCGUUGGCCGACCCAAGCCCCAACCUCGGAUGCAUGGCCCGCGGUGCCGGGCACUGUAUCAGUACGUGGGCCAAGAUGUGGACGAGCUGAGCUUCAACGUGAACGAGGUUAUCGAGAUCCUCAUGGAAGAUGCCUCAGGCUGGUGGAAAGGCCGGCUGCACGGCCAGGAGGGCCUCUUCCCAGGAAACUACGUGGAGAAGAUCUGAGAGGGGGCCCAGAUUCUGCCUCCUGCCUGCUCACCUUUCUGCCAGGGAACGAGGCCCCGCCGGCGAGGGCCUCAUUUUCCUUGGCUGCAUUAGCCAGAAGGUCCUGCCCAGUGGCCUCCAGCCCAACCCAGCCUAACUCAGGCCCUGGGUCUGGGGGCCACCACCGCAGCCCCCCCAGGGCCCUGGCCUCCCCCAUGUCACACACGUUGCCUCCUGUGUCAAACAGGGCUAACAGCAUGAAUCUACCUCCCAGCUGCCUUGUGAGUAUAAAUGAGUAAUGUCCUGUCGGCAAAGUGCCAAGCACAACUGGGGACACCUUGACAAGCAAGACUCCCCUUCUUCUGUCAUCACUAAGGCAAUAAACAUUUGCCAGGUGAAA